UGACAUACAGCUUUCAAGAUCAAGAGAUUAUGUCCGAGACUCCCUUAUUAUACUGCCGUUGUUGGGAUCCUUGGAAAGCAGGGAGUAAAAGGCUUAUAAAAACCAAAGCAGACCUGCUGAAUCAGAAGCUCAAAAAACCAUCAUUAGGAAUGAUCCUGAAAGACCAGUCCAAAGUCCAAUUAAAUCCUUCAGGUACUUCUAGAGUGAGAUUUUCCACCAAAACCUAUGUGCAACCAUUAAGAAGCAGAGAGCCUCAAGAUAUAUCCAAACUAUUUGAAGAAGAGAUCAUGCCUGGUUUUACUUUGUCUCGCAGUAAGGAAUGUAUUGAUAUCACACUGGGUGAAGAAUUCUUUGAGAAACAAAAACCUACAGAAGAACCCGUCAAAACCACUGUGCCCAGCACUCCACCUAAACUUGAAACGGAAGAUGUUGUUGCUGAUUUAGUGGAACAGAUUUCUGAGCUGACAGCUAUUAUAGAGCAAUUGCGCCGAGACCAUCAAGUGACACAUAAGCAGUUGGAGAACGAUAUGGAAGAAAAAUGCAGCGAGAUACAAGAGGAACAUGAUAAUAAAUUGAGGGAGAUUCAAGCAUUUCACAUAGCAGAAGUGAAUAACCUGGAAGACCAGUAUAAGAAAGAGUUGCGGAACGAGAGGGCCACUGCACAAGAAAAGCUGGCUGCAAUGCAGAAGGAAUACAAAUACCUGAAGAAUGCAUUUCGUAUGUACCAGGAUAGCAUUUCUGAUGAAAUGGAAGAAAAGUGGCUGAGGAGGCAGGCAGAGUGGAAAAAAAGCGAGAGGACUGAGCGGGAGAAGGCAUUAUUACAACAAAAGCAAUCUUUAACAAGGAGAUUUGAGCUAGAAUUAGAGGAGCAGAAGAAGAUUAUUCAGAAGAACAGUUUUUUGCUGGGCAGAGUUUAUGAACAAGAGAGAGAAGAAUUUCAGAAGAAGUACCAAAUGGCCUUGGAAAAUAUAGAAGAGUUAAAUGUCAAAAUCAAGACAUUGGAGAAUGAACUGAAGGAGAAGAACGAAACUCUUACUGCUAUUGCUUCAUCUCUUCACAGAACAGAGAGAGACCUUCAGAAGGAGAAAGCCAGCUUGGCAGACAUGGGAAAAACUAUCCAACAAAAAGUUGUAGAAGUUGAAGAGAAAUAUCGAAUUAAUGUAGCUUCUUUGACAGAAGAAAACAACAUUUUGAGGCGCAAGCUUAUUGAGAAGAAUGAAGAGAUAUUUAAUGAACGUGCCCAAAAAAGUAGCAUUUUGGGGAUGUUUGAUUAGGACUGUAAAUGAAAAAUUGGCUUAUGGGAGACUGGUGUGAAGCUGUUU
Molecule: messenger RNA, 1322 nt
Organism: Candoia aspera
Lineage: Eukaryota; Metazoa; Chordata; Lepidosauria; Squamata; Candoiidae
Gene: FLACC1
Product: flagellum associated containing coiled-coil domains 1
Exons: 15
Coding region: 30-1274 (414 amino acids)
Cellular component (GO): cytoplasm
Source: RefSeq, a predicted model, not a curated record